CGACAUGGCGCGGGAAACCCGGGAAAUAAUGGACAGUAGCCGAGAUCUCGGUACCGAGUCUGAAAGCCACUAUCCGUCGACUUUAAAACUGUAUGAGGCCCAGUUUUUCGGCUUCACUCCGCAGACAUGUAUGUUACGAGUCUACAGCGCCUUUCAGGACUGUCUAUCCGACAUCUUGCUGGUUGUGGAAAAGGUUUGUGUGAGGCAGCUUAGCAAAGGAGAGUCGGACGGGUCUGAGGAAGUGCUCCGGUCCCGGGCCAGGGAGUGCAGCCGUAAACUGCAGCAGUACCUCGAUGACCGGUUUAAACAGCUGUCGGAGCGGAUGGAGUCACUUCUAAUUGACCGCUGUUUCUCCAUACCGCCCAAUGUCCUGCUGCCCGAGGACCAGUCCCACAAAAAAUACCCACAACACAUACAGGAGCUGCUGAACCUCGAGUCUUCCAUUGUUGACCUUCAGAGCGCCUACGAAGCAGAGGUCUGUGCCAGACAGGCCUUGCUGGCUGAGCUAGAGGAACAGAGGGAGAUGCAGAAGCAGCUGGAUGGAGUCCUGUCAUGGGUCAGAGAGCUCCAGGUGGCCUGGGUGAAGGAAGGUAACGGCAGCUUUCAUGAAAGCUUCCAACUGGUGAUGGAGUCCGUAAAGAGACUGCAGGAGGCCAUUAGGGAGGUCUGUCAUAAAACAUCUCUCUGAAUGGAUCUCAGAUUUGUGAAACAAACGUUUAAAUUGUAUCCUGUUCUAAGUCUAUCUGAUACAGACUGGAGAAUUCAGCUGAAAAAGUAAUACUUUGUUAGUCCAGUUUUAAUAUCUUUUGUUGAUUUAAACACGAGUGAAUUUCUUCCUUAAAUGCACAACUAUUGUAGCAAAGCACAAUACUUACUCUGAAUCACAGAGCCUCUAUUUAAACCUAUGGGCUGGUUUUGCCAACUUGGAUUGUACCUUUUCACAGCUGUGACAACUGUGAAAAGAUGACUGAAAAGAUCCUUAAACCCUCAUAAUAUGUCCCAUUCAGCGUUUUCUUUAUAUUGAAAAACACAGCAGAAACAUCAGCUACUUUUAUACUAAUGUACCUAAUAAAGGAGGUGGAUGGAGUUCUGUUUGUUUCUGUCAUCUACCCCCUCAUAGCUUCACCUACACUGCUUGAAAUUAAGACCCAUUAUCUGAAAACAUCUAUAUUUCUUCACUUUAUUUGUAUCACUACUUUGUAUUUGUUGAAUUUUCUUUCAUUGGUUAUGGUUUAGAUGUUUUAGACAUUAGGUCCCCAUGCCAAGAGCUUCAGGAUUUAAGAUGCACUGGUGCCCAGCAGAGGGCGCUCUGUGUAUGUGUACAGAACUCACUCAGACUAAUACACCCUCACCCAGUCUACACAUGCAGGUAUGUCCAAAUGGUCAACACUUCUUUGUUCACUCUCAGCUGCAGUUGGGGUUCCCAGUCUCUGGCACCUUUAUUUGGGGUCGUGAGCUGAAAAGUUCCAGAACCCCUGUACUGUAGGACUAUAGGAUAGGGUUGUCCUGAUACCUGAAUUUUCAACUACAGUACAAUUUUCGUAAAAAUUAACCAUCUCGAUAGAAUUCCAAGGUACCCAGUGAUGGAAAAUUUCUUGUUCUUACUUAUGAUUGGGAAAAAUGUAUAUUUUGCCAUUUAGGCAAACUGCUGGCAUUUUUUGUUGGAUUCAUUCCCUGUGUAUUACCAGUCCUAUGAAAUAGAUGCUUGGGUACUAUUGGAUGCUGUGAGUCAUUAUAUUUAUAGAUUGUAUUGUACUAAAAUCAUUAAUCAAAGCGGUCAAAACAAGCUUCAUGUAGGAUAUGAAGCCUACUAGAAUUAUUUUAAAUGAAACAGACUGCCAAAUUCUGCAGGGUGUUUAUAUUCACAUUAUUAUUUCUUCAUUUUACAAAAUGUGUUGACUGUUUUGGAUCUGAAGUCAUUAAUGCAGUAGACCACUAGAGGGCACCAGUGCUUUUUAUAAAUCAUGUACCCAUUCGUCCUCUGUGAUCUGACUCAUAGUCCCUGUGGAAAUUGAAUGAUCAGGCUGGUAAAGUGAUCCAGAACUGAAAUCCCUCUAUUUUAGUGAGAUACAGGGAGGAUUCAUGAUUGUUAAUACUUCCAUUAGAUUUUCAGCCCCAACAACCACAAUUAAAACUAAAAGUACACAAACAACAGGAGGCUCAGUGUAAACGGUAAACAUUUGUUUUAGCAUUCCUGGGAUGUGUGUGUUUGUGUGUCACCUGCCUGUUGUGGCUUGAGAAAGUAUCUGUCCAAAUGGGGAGCUUCAGCAAUUAAUUGUUUCUUUGUAUGCUGGUGUUUCCUGGGCCUGGAUAAAUAUGAUCUCUGUGCUGUAAUGGUGCUAUUGAUAUGUUUGUGUUGUAAUAAAUGAUCGAUAAAAUCCUGUCUAUCUAGAAAAUUGGC
This is a messenger RNA of Cheilinus undulatus (humphead wrasse), 2401 nucleotides long. It is a transcript of the gene mis12, whose product is annotated as MIS12 kinetochore complex component. Bases 5 to 688 code for a protein of 227 amino acids. Gene Ontology annotation, cellular component: nucleus; chromosome, centromeric region. The transcript has 2 exons. Gene Ontology annotation, biological process: mitotic cell cycle; mitotic sister chromatid segregation; protein localization to kinetochore. The record is from RefSeq and is a predicted model, not a curated record. NCBI's taxonomy places the organism in Eukaryota, Metazoa, Chordata, Actinopteri, Labriformes, Labridae.